AAAUUAUGUUUAAAUUUUCCAGAGAGUAAUACGUUUCAUGCCCCCCCCCCAUAUCAGCUUUUCUCCAUAUUUAAUGGUUAACAUAUAGCUACAAAUAGUUAAAAAGUUUUUAAUUUCAACUUUUUUGUUUCAAGUAAAUUAUUGAACUUAUUUCAAAUAUAUUAAUUUAGCCAUGUUUACUGAAGGUGGUUCUACUUUAACAACCUUCUACUGGGCUCAGUUUGUUAAAAACUUUACAAAAUAAAAUGUUUCUAAAAUUACUUGAAUUCUGGAGAGCAGUAAAUGUGGUGAAAACUCUGGUUUUUAUAGGGCUAAUUCCUGUUCAUGAAGAUGUCAAUGGACAAUUAAAGUUUAAACUUGUAUCUUGGAAAACUGCUGUGGCAUUUACUUUUCAUAGUAUUAUUCCAACCACCUGUCAUAUUGUUGGAAAACUAAUGUUGUCAUUCCACUUUAAACGACUGGAACAAUCAGCUAACACGAUAUCAGAAAUAGCAAAUAUUAUUUACAUUAUUCAAACAAUAGUGUUUUCUUUGAUAUGUCCAAUUCUUACAGCUAACUUGGUAGAAAAGUCUAAGAUGUCUUUAAAUAGAUAUAAACUUUCCAGAAUGAUUUGGCUAAUGGUAUACACUACCUUAAGCAUCAGCAUAACUGUACUUCACGUUUACGAAACUAUUAAAUCUGGAAUGAAUAUUGCAAUCCCAAUUCUCUAUACUGCCUUCUAUACCCUUCACACGAUAGGGAUUGUUAGUGUCAUGCUGGUAAUCACCUUAGUCUCUUCACCAAUUAUUGAUGAGGGCAAAAAAAUAGAAGUAACUGAUGUUGACACUCUUAUCAUGAAAUCAGUAACGUUGGUUGAGAAAACCAGGAAUAUUAAGCAAGGAUUUAGUCCUAUUCUCUUCUCCAUUCUUUCAGGUGCAAUACUAUACAUCCUGUUGUACACUUUCUUGGCUGUUAAAGAACUUAUGAGGGGAAACCACAGGUAUCUUCCAGCUAAUGUGCUUGGUGUCCUUGCCAUGCUUCUUCUUGUUUUCUACAUUGUAAGCUUCUGUGAUGAUGUGCAUCAAGUUUUAGCAGUAUUUAGUCAUAAACUCAGGUAUCACUUACUAACAUUUUUGAGUCUUAACUGUAUAAUUUCAACAAGCUAAGCCCAGUUGUCUAGCCCGUUAACUGUAGGAUAAUGGUGCCAGAAAAUGAUACCUUUCCCCUAAUUGAGUAAGAUCAAAAUUACAAAUUUUCCCCCUCAUUGACAAAUUUUCAUCUUCAUUGGAAAAUUUUCCCAAUCAAUUCUAGAUUUUCCCUCCCAAUUGGCAGGUAUUUUUCAAACCUGCUAGAGUUUCCAUCCUAUUCAGAAAAUUUCCCCCCUAAUUUGAAAGUUUUUCCUUUCAAUUGCUAGAUUUUUUCCUUAAUUGGUAGAUUUGUCCUCCCAAUUGGGAGAUAUAUAUCUCUUAAAUUGGAAAUUUUCAAGCCAGGGUUAUAAACCUAAAUUGCUUAUGUUAGAAUCACUUUCGAUCAAAUAUUUAUAAUUGAAGCAGACAAAUAAAUGUUAAAAUCUAGCUUAAUGGCCUUACAGUGUGACGAUGACAAUACAAAUAAACUUCAAAUAGGUAACUUUAAAAAUAAUAAUUUACAACCAAAAAUCAGAUCAUGACAAUGUCAAAUUAUUUUUUAGCUAUUAACAUGCUCAACAUUGAGAAGCCAUUCAAUGCACUUGGACUCUUCUAUGUGGAGAAGACAACCUUCAUGACAGUAAUCAGCAGCUCCAUUGCAUACUUGGUUACCAUGCUCACAUUUAAUUAAUUUGUUGUAACAGCAUUUUUAAGCACUUAAGCACUAGUUGUAUUUACUAAAUAUAGAAAUAUAUGUGAAAAAAUAAGAGAUUUCAAAUCACAAUAAUAAUGAUACAGUUAGUUCUUAAAUGAAACCUCAUCAAUCAUCAUGGCACCCACAAUUUACCAUUAGAUCAAGCUUAGCACACUACCAUGCAACUUUAAGCUUUGAUUUUAUUAACAAAUUAAGAUACACAUGAUCCCUAAUGAACUAAACAAUUUUUUUAAUUAAAGAAUGAUUUCAUUGUACAGAUGAUCUUACUGAACGAUCGUUCAGUGAGAAAACAAACCAUAUUGAUGGAAAAUGAAUGGUAAUUUUGAGAAUGAACAAAAACUCUUCUACAGGCUGAAGGCAACAGUUGGAAUUGUUUUUAUAGAUGUAGAACUAUGUUUGCUAUCAUUCUACUAUGUAAUCUCUUGGGA
Molecule: messenger RNA, 2249 nt
Organism: Eurytemora carolleeae
Lineage: Eukaryota; Metazoa; Arthropoda; Copepoda; Calanoida; Temoridae
Exons: 3
Coding region: 246-1145 (299 amino acids)
Source: RefSeq, a predicted model, not a curated record